Molecule: messenger RNA, 1959 nt
Organism: Letharia columbiana
Lineage: Eukaryota; Fungi; Ascomycota; Lecanoromycetes; Lecanorales; Parmeliaceae
Exons: 3
Coding region: 1-1959 (652 amino acids)
Biological process (GO): mitotic DNA damage checkpoint signaling; protein phosphorylation
Cellular component (GO): nucleus; cytoplasm
Molecular function (GO): protein serine/threonine kinase activity; ATP binding
Source: RefSeq, a predicted model, not a curated record
AUGGAUGAAUACGACCCCAACAUUGUAGCCAGACUGGUGGCACUGAAUGAGAGGACACGGAAAGCCUGGGCCCACCCACACAACAAACACUUCUAUGUGCCGGCUUCAUUUCGAGGCUUCCCAGUACAUGGAGAAAUAAGCCGCGAGUCCACACCAGUCGAGGAGGACAGUGACAGCGACAGUCAUGUCAAAGAAAGCGAGCCUGAACUUAGGAUAACCUUUGACAGUCGCCCAAAGAAUGUCAGCAAAGGUUGGACCUUUGGCAGCGAUCAAAACUUGUGCGAUGUGUAUUGUGGUGAACACGACAGAAAAAACGACUACUACAUCGGCAGGCAGACGUUUUUGAUUACGAUAAGCAAGCGAGGCGACGUGAUCUUGAAGCAUAUCAAGAACACAAACCGGACGAAGGUCCAGUACAACUCUCAAAAGGUUGGGGACCGACGGGAGUUUAUCUGGAUCAUGUUACCAGAAUGCCGGAGCAUUGUUGUUACUUCGGCCAACCAGCUCAAGUUUCGGGUCAUAGUGGCGAAGCACGGCGCCAAGACAGAGUUGUCGCGAGGGCUAUUUGCCCAUUUUCUCAAGGACGUCGAGGACUCAAUGCCAUCGCUACCGCUUCUUUUGGUGGACAGUGAGGCAACGACUGCAGACACUAGCCUAGUGUCUACACCAAAGACGCAGCCUUUCUACUACCGGCGUGAAGCGGGAGAGCUUGGACGUGGAUCCUUUGGAAAAGUUGAUGUUGUCGUGGACGUGAGCACCGGAUUCGAGUACGCAGGCAAGUCGUUCUUUGGGGACUUCGAGCGAAGCGAGCCAGAUAUCCUGGCCAAGCAGAACCACGAGAACAUCCUCGGAUACGUGGCCUUGUCCAAUGAUGACGGCCCUCUUCUGGUCACGGAGUAUCUCAAAGAGGGGAAUUUGAGUCGCCCAUGGCGGCUGAAUGAUCGAUCUCCGUGGCAGCCGAUCCAGGUUUUUAGCAUCCUGGCACAGUCUCUUCGUGCGCUCGCAAGCUUACAUGCUAGCCCGAAUUGCGUAACCCAUCGGGACAUCAAACCCGAAAACAUCUUAGUGGCAGAUCGUGAACGCACGACAAACCCUGGAGAGCCCGGGCCCUGGAUCAAGAUUGCGGACUUUGGCCUGGCAACAGAAGGCACUAAGUGUGAAGGCUCAGCCGGUACUUGGCUUUACCAGGCCCCUGAGGUAUUCGGUCAAGAAUACGACUCAAAAGUUGACAUAUGGUCUUUGGGCGUCGUCAUCUUGCAACUGCUUCUGGGAGGACGCAUACCCAAGCCCAGCCGAGGUUACUUGCAAGGGCCACAGUGGUGCGAGGACGUUAUCCUUACAACGAGGCAGAAUUUUUCUUUUUCUUUUUUCGCAGAUGGAAAACGCUGCGAGAGGAACAAAAAUACGUUGGAGACCAUGCUGUGGGGAUUCAUCACGAACUUCAUGCUCAAGUAUGAUCCGAAAAAGAGACUGUCAGCGCAGGAGUGUCUCAAUGCUCCCGUUUUUUCACAGAUACAGUCCGGCUUGGGAUUAGCGUUGGAAAGGCAACGAAAAGAUGUAGGUCAGCAAUGUAGUGGGGUUUCGGUCGACCUUAAGGUCAACGAAGAGGCAAAACGCAUCCCUACACAUUCGGACAUUGGAAAGGCGUCCGAGUCAGAGAAUGAAUGGUCCUCCUUGUACUCUGGUGGUGAGGCUCAGACUGAGCCAGAGCUUCGCGCCAAUCCGGUCCUUAAAUCAUCACAUGCAAGAGCCCCGAUGUACUGCAACAACACGUCACCGGCAACCUACGACCCGGGUGUGGAGGAGACCGUGGCCUUGAAAGGGCAAGGGUCCAAUGGAUCUAAGACUGCAGUGCCACCACACACAUUGAGGCCAGACGAUCCACAGCCGCUUAGCUAUGGACUGGCACUGGGAGACAAGCACGAUAAUCUCCGGAAAACAGUAAGGAAAGGCUAUUGA